This is a messenger RNA of Ambispora gerdemannii, 394 nucleotides long. The record is from the annotation of a GenBank genome assembly. Lineage: Eukaryota; Fungi; Glomeromycota; Glomeromycetes; Archaeosporales; Ambisporaceae.
GACUGACAAAGAAAAGGAAAAGAAAAUCUUCGAAGAGGAGCCACCAGAAAUCCUCACCGGAGGUGUCAAGAGAGAGAUAACUCUUGGUUUCGAGGAGGAAGAGAUCGAAGACUGGGAAAAAUUAUUUAUUCAAAUGGAUCAGAUUCUAGAAGAAAUGAAAACGGAUCACCAACGAAAACAACCUAUCAUUGUUAAUGAACUCAUUCAGACUUUAGAAUCGACUCAACAGGUUUUCCAAAAAGGAGUUCACGACGCACAAAAGACUUUUUCUAAUCUUCUCGAGUAUCUACAGGCUGUAGAGAAAGAAGUCCGAAAGAUAGAAGACGAAUCCGAUAGCGAUAGCGCCUACGAUACUUGUGAAGAAAUUUUAGACGACUACUAUUCUGAAGAAGAA